AUGCCUAUAGCCAGAUUUUUUAAAAGCAAGUCCAAACUUCGGAAAGAGCCUGGCCGAGGACCUACAAAAGCAGCCAAUGUAGACACUUCUGGGUUUCUAUCCAAGCCAUUUCCUCCCCUUGAAUCACGAGCCAAGUCACCCUCAGACAUUCUUGACAUAGCCGGAUAUCCUCGAUUUAUCCAUACCCCACCCGCCCGAGAUCAAAAAAAUGGCAGCCCUUCUUCUUUGACACCAUCCUCCAAACUCUCCUCGAAGAGUAACGAGUCCAAAAGAGUCAUUGCAACUACCUUGUCACAAACACCUCCGUCCAUGCUCUCUGCCGCAGUGGACGACCCUCCACCAAUCACCGGUCCCAAACUGAAGCCCGCUGCAACCCAUCCAUCCUUAAGUCCAGCAUCAAGCGAUAAAACGGAAAUUGAGCGCACAGCAGCCCGUCAUUCGGCGAAACAAGCACAGUCAAUCAUGUCUAAAAAGAUGGAUCGGCCGCCUAGGUCGCCCCUUGGCUGCGGCGAAAUGCUAGCUGGUGCCAGCACCGAUCAUGCAUUGACAGGUAACGUUGGAUCCUCUAGAGCAAACGAUUCCAUGGCGUAUAUCGAGGAGGUACCAUCGAAUGGCUAUACUUUCGAGGACGAUAUGGUCGAUGCCAACGGCCAAUCGCGCCAAUGGAAGUCAUCGGAUUAUCAAUUUCUGAAGAAUCAAACCGAAAUUGCCAAAAUCCAGCAGCAAUUGCAAGCCUUCAAAAAAGAGCGAGAAGAACGAUCGAAACGCGAAGAAGCAUACCGAAUCCGGCAACAGAAGCUACUUGUCACACUGCAGCAACAGCAGCAGCAGAUUGAGCAAUUAUCAAGGCUUCUUCGUGCUUCUCAGCCAGAUGGAACAUCACUGUGUUACUCAACCUAUGCGAAAGACCAUCGCAACUCUGAGCCGUUGCUUACAGAUAUUGAUCACGAAGAUGAAGCUGCAGAUUUAGAUCGAGGAUAUUCCUCUGACAGAGGUUACUCAGACGAAAACGCCGAUUACGAUCGAGACCGCGGCUAUUAUGACGGUUACAAUGAACAUGGUUUCAAUGAUGAAGAUGCCAACAGCGAGCAAUUUUACGACGCACCCAUGGAUAACGACUACUGGGCGCGACCGUCAUACCGUUGGGCUGGCCAUCCUUACAAUAACCAUCCUAUGUAUCGGAAAUAUUAUGAUGAAUACCCUCAAUAUGCUUCACGCCCUAUAUACCGUGAACAGUGGAAUUAUGAUCUUCCGUACAACUAUUUACCCAAGCGCGCAUCCUAUAGUGGACCCGAAAGCUCCGGUUACAGCUCAGAUGAUGAUUAUGAUUCUGUAGACGAUAGCAGUGUUCCCUAUUACGACCCAGCCUGGGAUUCACCAAGUGCGAACAACUGGCCAGACGGCCCUUAUACCCGCGAUCCCCGAUCUUCUGGUUAUUCUUACAGAUAUGGUCGACCAAAAUAUCGAACAUCGUCCAUCUACAGUGAACCUAAUGCAUACAAUAUGCCUUUUGAGGAAGACGAUGAACACUCUACGUUUCAGUCAACCGUCUCUGCAGCCGCUGCCGCCGCGCGACCCAGAAGCAUCCUCAAUCGGUUGCAGUUUAUCCAAAAACCAUCAGAGACUCAAGGUUUGAAGACAUGCGUUCACAUCCAAUUGGAACGAAAGAAAUCAAAGGGCAUGGAUGAUAAAGAAAGGGAAACACAAAACACAGGUGUUUUGGUGGAGGAUAUUCCCGUGGAAGGGGUCCAAUCCUUGGAUAACACAGUGCUUGUACGACCCGUGGAGGAGGAAGAAUGGUCCUACUUGCAGAGCAUGACAAAUGGAGAGAUAUGGCAAGCCGUAAGGGAACCGGAAAUGGAGUGGAAACGACUCUUUUAG
Molecule: messenger RNA, 1881 nt
Organism: Radiomyces spectabilis
Lineage: Eukaryota; Fungi; Mucoromycota; Mucoromycetes; Mucorales; Radiomycetaceae
Exons: 3
Coding region: 1-1881 (626 amino acids)
Source: RefSeq, a predicted model, not a curated record